Messenger RNA from Papaver somniferum (opium poppy), 474 nucleotides. RefSeq lists its product as uncharacterized. The transcript has a single exon. Lineage: Eukaryota; Viridiplantae; Streptophyta; Magnoliopsida; Ranunculales; Papaveraceae. Bases 1 to 474 code for a protein of 157 amino acids. The record is from RefSeq and is a predicted model, not a curated record.
AUGUCACCUUUUCAAGCCUUGUAUGGUUAUUUACCUCCUCACCUGGAAUUCCGCACCAAGGAUACCACCUCUGUUGCAGCUUUACAUGAAAAUCUAACUAAGAGAGAUCACAUGCUUCAACUUCUUAAAGAGGAUCUUCUUCAGGCUCAAGAUAAGAUGAAGCUAUUUGCAUAUAAAAAAAGAGUUGAAAGGGUGUUUGCAGUGGAAGAUUUAGUCUUUAUGAAGCUACAACCCUACAUGCAAUCCUCUGUAGCUAUGAGGAAAAACUUCAAGUUAUCUUCUAAAUAUUAUGGUCCUUUUGAAGUUUUACAGAAAAUUAGAGUCGUUGCUUACAAACUCAAGCUACCAGUGGGAUCUAGGAUCCGCCCAGUCUUCCAUGUCUCUCAAUUAAAGAAGAAGAUUGGUGAACAUGCCACUACAACAUCUACAUUACGCUGGUGGAUGCUAAUGGGGCUUUUAUUGUGGCACAAAUAG